UAGUCAAUAAUGAUGGCGGCGGGGAUUCCGGCGAAAGCAAAUGCCUAGUGGAAGUCAACGAGGGCAACUGAAGUGUAAUUGGAAUGCAGCCAGUGUUUCAUGUCGAUUUGACCGCAGGAAGUGUUUAAUUUUAUUUCGAAACUCGCUACCGGUUGUAGUUUUACUUUGAACGGUAGCUUCCGUUUAGUGGGCGCGUCUCUGUGUAACUGACGACCGUCGAGCGUUACUUUUGUUUUUUUUGUACUGCAGAAAAAAUAAUUCUAAAAGGAAAAGAUCAAAAUACAACACAUCGAAGAAGAUUUAUCUGCUUAGCCGGAAACAAUAUUGCAGACUUCCGAUAGGGAAAGGCAGAGAAUCGUCGAGCAACAGCACCAUGUAAACAUUUCUUGACUUGCCACUACAGAGUCUGAAGGAAGAAUUUCUACUGGACCCGGACUGACCUCAGGACUUCCUGUUCAUUACGGCCAUCAUGUCUCUCUUCUUCUCUGGAGCGGUCACCAGUUCACCAAUAAAAAAGCGACUGAGGUCUAGCUCCGCCCACCAAAGCCUGGACGUGUCCCUCCUGUCUCCCGACUCCUCCUACAUGUGCUACUCGUCUACGGAGGGCGGCGGCCAUAGCUGCUCCUGCCGCCGCUCGCCUCGCCUCCUCACCAAUGGUUACUACGCCGUCACCGACGAAAGCUUCCUGUGGGAUGACCAUGGCAACGUGUCCUUGACGCCGUGCGCUGCCAGCGUGUCCUACAAGGAGAACAUCCAUAGAGUCUUCAAGCGCAGACGUAGACCCCGCACCUCCCUGGCUCGCCUGCUGAGUGGUGUCUCCGAGACCUGCCAGUCCUGGCUGGACCACAACGUCUUCAGGGGAGUGUUUGGGACAGGCCAGAGCCAGAGCCAGGACCUGGACCUAGACCGGGACCAGGAGGACAGAGACCAAGUCCGCGAGCCAAUUGGAGACUGGGCCAGGAAGGAAGGCUUCACCAAGUUUGAGAAGCCGAACCGGUCCGGGCCAGUCCAUCCAGAACCAGACGACGGCUGCAGCUUCUUCACUUACGACCCCACAGAAGCACCAACCCCUUCUGACAAGUUCGACACGCCACCCAAGCAGAUCAUCCAGGAGGAGAUUUGCUCUGAAAUCUGUCAAUCAAAGGAGCGCUUCACUCAGUCAAUAGGUGGACUCUCUGAAGUCCCACCUCCUUCGGUCUUGUACACCAAUGGCUGUCUUCAGGCUGCAUCUGAACCCACAGAGAUGAAGACUCUUAUCAUCUUGAUGUUGUCCAUAUUGGUCUUGUGGAGUUGUCUCCUAUGGCGCGCAGGUGUGACGGCGGCCAUGACGGCGGCCGUGAUGGUGUGCACGAUGCUGUUGGCGCGCAUGUUUAUCAGCAGGUCUGGUCCGAUGGGUGGGUGGAGGCGUGCCAAGACAGAGGACAUCACAUCACGGAACGAGUGACCCACACACACACACACACCCGCACCACGUGUGGCCACCACUAGAGGGUGCUGUUGUGAGAGAUCCACUGACGUUUUUCAAUGCAAUUUUUUUCCAAUAGAAACGUUUUUCAAAAAAGGAUUUUGACUUCAUUGAUAAGUCCAGAGUCAGUCCAGAGACAACAUGCAUGUUGUUUCCACAGCAACCAACCAACACACAAGAAUGCUGAAGGACACACAGUCAUAAAGAAGGCGAAUGCAUUCUAGCAAUACUAUAGCAACAUUUAGCAGUACUGUAAUGAGUAUAAUGAAUAUGAAUAUCUCACUUAUUCAGAUAGCAUAUUUGAUUCAUGUGAAACAUGAAAGCUUCAUUUUAGUGCUUUUCUUCACAUUUGCACCCUAUUCAACUUUGAAAUGAGAGUACUUCUCUUAAAAGCUUUUUGCACGAUUUUUAAUAUAAUUAAAUAAAUGACUAAUAUUUUAAAUAAUGUUUCAAAUGAAUGACAUAUGCUAUAAUGUCUUUUCGCACUUAACACAUUCAUCUUACUGCUUUUAUACUUUUAUAAUUUUGUUUUAAAAUCACAAUUCUGUUAUUUGUACUUUAUUUAUUUAUCUAGAGUUCUUUAUUUGCAUUAACCUUUUAAACCUGACACCAUGUUUAUGAAAAAUUAAAGUGUUUUUCACUGCGUCUACAC
Messenger RNA from Dunckerocampus dactyliophorus (ringed pipefish), 2117 nucleotides. RefSeq names its product transmembrane protein 71 (gene tmem71). NCBI's taxonomy places the organism in Eukaryota, Metazoa, Chordata, Actinopteri, Syngnathiformes, Syngnathidae. The record is from RefSeq and is a predicted model, not a curated record. The coding region runs from base 470 to 1444 and encodes 324 amino acids. The transcript has 11 exons.